UUUUUCUGUAAAAGCGGUCAGAAACAUCUAUAUCCACUCUCUCUUCACUCUUUCACACAACAAAUAAGCAUCUCUCUCUCUCUCUACUCUCGAAGGGGCGCUCUGAGAUCACAUAGAACAAUGGUGAAGGCUGUUGCUGUUCUGAAUAGCAGUGAAGGUGUCAAAGGCACCAUCAACUUUACCCAAGAAGGAGAUGGUCCAACUACUGUAACUGGAAGCCUUUGUGGUCUUAAGCCAGGUCUUCAUGGCUUCCAUGUUCAUGCCCUUGGAGACACCACAAAUGGCUGCAUGUCAACUGGCCCGCAUUUUAAUCCUGUAGGCAAAGAGCAUGGUGCCCCUGAGGAUGAGAAUCGUCAUGCUGGUGAUUUGGGAAAUGUCACUGUUGGUGAUGAUGGCACUGCUACUGUCUCAAUCGUUGACAACCAGAUUCCUCUUACUGGACCAAAUUCCAUUGUUGGAAGGGCUGUUGUUGUUCAUGCAGAUCCUGAUGAUCUUGGCAAGGGAGGACAUGAACUUAGCAAAACUACUGGUAAUGCUGGUGGCAGAGUAGCAUGUGGUGUUAUUGGUUUGCAAGGUUGAACUACCUCACUCCACCAUAGUUUGUUAACAAAUGCAGUUGCAUAUGUAUCAACCCUCAGCUUCAGAGGUUUCUGAUAGAUUCUGAAUAAAAAUAUGGAAGCCUACUGUACUUUUUCGGUGGAUUGGUUGUGUAAUCUAAAAGUGUGUUCUGUUUGACCUCUUAAACUGAAGUUUUCAACAGCUUGGUUCCUUAAUUGUUUGGUUCCAAUUUUACG
Molecule: messenger RNA, 794 nt
Organism: Populus euphratica (Euphrates poplar)
Lineage: Eukaryota; Viridiplantae; Streptophyta; Magnoliopsida; Malpighiales; Salicaceae
Product: superoxide dismutase [Cu-Zn]
Exons: 7
Coding region: 121-579 (152 amino acids)
Biological process (GO): superoxide metabolic process
Molecular function (GO): copper ion binding
Source: RefSeq, a predicted model, not a curated record